Rhinocladiella mackenziei CBS 650.93 is the source of this 1854-nucleotide messenger RNA. RefSeq lists its product as uncharacterized. Gene Ontology annotation, molecular function: hydroxymethylglutaryl-CoA lyase activity. Gene Ontology annotation, biological process: ketone body biosynthetic process; L-leucine catabolic process. The record is from RefSeq and is a predicted model, not a curated record. NCBI's taxonomy places the organism in Eukaryota, Fungi, Ascomycota, Eurotiomycetes, Chaetothyriales, Herpotrichiellaceae. The transcript has a single exon. The coding region runs from base 1 to 1854 and encodes 617 amino acids.
AUGAAUCAAACUCACAAACUAAUGGACGCGGUGCGCAUUGUCGAAGUAGGACCGCGCGACGGCCUGCAAAAUAUCAGGACGACGGUGCCCACGCAGACUAAACUCGAGUUGAUUUCUCGUCUGCGCAAAACGGGCCUGAAGACUAUCGAGAUCACCUCUGUCGUCUCUCCGCGCGCGAUACCGCAGUUGGCGGACUGUCGAAAGGUUCUUGGCGAUAGCGAUAUACAGACUUUGUUACGCCAUGGUGACGGGGAUGGGGUGGAUGGCCUUCACCUCCCGGUUCUCAUCCCUAACUUGCAAGGACUGCAGAUUGCGCUGGAGAGUGGGGUGCGAGAGGUAGCGGUCUUUGUCAGUGCGAGUGAAGGAUUCAGUCGAGCGAAUAUCAAUGCCACGGUAGACCAGGGCCUAUCGAGGGCAAGGCAUGUGGCGCAGAAGGCGACGACCGCCGGACUCGCUGUUAGAGGGUAUGUGUCGUGUAUUUUUGCGGAUCCAUAUGAUGGGCCAACGCCGCCGACCGCAGUUCUCAAGGUCGUGCGGGAGUUAUUCGACAUGGGCUGCUACCAAGUCAGUCUCGGAGAUACACUUGGAGUCGGCACGGCGGUGGAUGUGAAGAACCUGUGUGAAUAUCUGCGGCAAGAGGGGAUAAAUUUGUCUCGGAUCGCGGGACAUUUUCACGACACGUACGGUCAAGCCGUGUGCAAUGUCUGGCAAGCAUACCUGUGUGGCAUUCGAGUCUUUGACGCCAGUGUUGGGGGUUUGGGUGGAUGUCCCUUUGCUCCUGGUGCCAAAGGAAACGCGGCCACGGAGGACCUGGUGUAUUUCUUCCAGCAGGCCGGCGUCCAGACAGGCGUCGAUCUACUCAAGCUCGUCGAAGUUGGUAUCUGGAUAUCAGAUCAGCUGGGCAAGAUUACCGAAAGUCGUGCAGGUGCCGCGUUGGCGGUCAAGCACGGCAUCUCCAUUUCCAGCAACGCCGCACCUUGCCCUGGUCCUGCUCCAGCGCCAUUGUCAUGGACCUUGACGGCUGAAAUGCAAGGGUUAAAGAUAUAUCGAUCGGGAGUUAACCUCAAAAUCGUCCUGAAUCGGCCGAAGAAUGGCAAUGCGCUUACUGCCUCCAUGAUCACCGAAUUGACUCAGAUCUUGGACCAGGCACGGAAUGACUCGACGAUCAACCGAAUUGUCAUCGCUGGAGAAGGAAAAUUCUUCUGCACGGGCAUGGACUUGGGAAAUGGGACGUCACCGGUUGCUCAGUCAAAGGAGGUCAGCGAUGCACAGUACCAGCGACUGACUCGGCUGUUCGACGCCAUUGACCGUGCUCCUCAAGUCACGAUGGCUGCCAUCAAUGGACCGGCUUUUGGAGGCGGGGUCGGCCUGUCGUUUGCAUGUGAUAUCAGAAUCGCCGUGCACACUGCCACCAUGACACUCAGCGAGGUCAAGCUGGGGCUAUGUCCCGCAACGAUAUCCAAGUAUGUCAUUAGGGAGUGGGGUGUUCCGUUCGCCAGAGAAGCCAUGUUGUCAGCCCGUCCUAUUUCUACGGCAGAAUUGAAGCGUUUGGGGUUGAUCGCCCGCGUCGUCGAGCAUCCAAAGCAGCAGCUGUCAGAAGAAGUAGACCUGUAUCUCAGCUCGUUGAAAGUGGCCGGUCCCGAGGCUUCGAGAAUGUGCAAGGAGAUAGUGAAACUGGCUUGGGUGCAUCCCGGAAGCGAUACUCAAGCCAAUGGUAUCAAAGACCUCUUCGAUAGGAUGAUGCGACCUGACGGCGAGGCUGCAAUAGGAUUGCAGGCAUUUCAGGCACAGCGAAGGGCUUUGGAUUGGGAUCAAAUCUCGCAAUGUAGAUCAGCUGGGCGGGCCAAGUUGUAG